This is a messenger RNA of Microdochium trichocladiopsis, 369 nucleotides long. RefSeq lists its product as uncharacterized. Lineage: Eukaryota; Fungi; Ascomycota; Sordariomycetes; Xylariales; Microdochiaceae. The record is from RefSeq and is a predicted model, not a curated record. Bases 72 to 299 code for a protein of 75 amino acids. The transcript has a single exon.
CCCAUGGCCGUUGAUAGGAGGCCACCACGAAUUAUCUAAUCACUUUUCAUUUCUCCAGCUCCAUCUGGGCCAUGUGCAACUACGUAAACCACGUGCGAUCCUGCUACCUCUGCGCGAGCGAGGAGACGGUGCUGAUAUCAGAAAAGUCUUGCAGCGAGGCGAGGAAGACGGGCAGGUUCGGCAGCUGCGGCAAGGGCGUGGGCAACAAGCCUUAUCGGACACAGUAUCGCUGUUGGAAGUGCAGUGCGAGAAUGGAUGGACAUUCUUACGUGCAGGGAGGAGAAGUGGCUUGGGUCUGAUGAUGAUGAUGUUGCUGGUGUCAUGGCGCCAUAUGCCGAGUUGUGCCAGGCAUGGUUUGAUGGCUGGGGU